AUGACGAAAAUUGUUGAAUUAUGUCCUGAUAGAAAUUUGACAAAUUUAAAGUUUGAAAAAUAUCAAUUUUGUAGCGAUGAAAUCCCAAUAGACACUGAAAUAGAUUUAAAAACAGAUAUAUAUAGGUUAGAAUUAACAUCAAAUCGAGAUUCCCUUUUAGAAACACGAUUAUUUGCACUUCAUAAUCAUUUAUUUAAAAAUCCGUACGACUCAUCAUCCUGGUUUAUAGAUAAAAAUUGGAUUGUGUGGCGUUUCAGAAAGGAUGGUAUUUUGGAAAAAAUACAUAUGAUUCAUGAUUCAGAAAAGAAUGUACAAGAUAUUCUAUAUAAUCCAUCAAUUGGAUUUACUAGUAAUGACAUUGUUAUAAUUUCUGAUGGCGGGAAUUGUUUAAAAUUAUUAUUAACAAAGGACCAAGAACAUAUUAAAUCUUUCAUAUUAAACAAUGCAGAACCUGGAGUUAUAUUAGAUAUACAAUAUGUAAAUGCUACAUCUACUAUUAUGAUUGUAAUGUGUGAUAUUAGAAGUACAGGUGAAAAAAAAUUUACAAGACUCUUACUAUUAUCGUAUGUUUGGAAAAAUGUAGGAAGUGCAGAUGAAUUCUUUGAAUUUACCAACAACGAAGCUUUAAAAGUAAAUGGUUCUGUUGAAUAUGUAUAUAUAGAAAGCUGUGGUAAAUAUUUACAUUCCAUUUGUCAAGACUACAUAACAUUUGAAUGUUCAAAAGUACAACAACCCAAUGAUAAUAAAAAAGAAGCAGAGAAAAUUGAGGAAUUAAAAAUUCCAAAAUAUUGCUGGUCUCAAGAUGAAGAUUCAAUAACAGUUUGGUUUACAAUAGAUAAACAACAUAGGGAUAAAGUUAAAGUAAAUGUAAGACCAUUAGAAUUAUCAGUAACAGUGAAUAAUGAUAUAUUAAUACAAGGGCAGUGCCAACACAGAUUAGAUGAAGAUUUAACAACAUGGAAAUAUGAAGAAGACACAUUUAAGCUUGAAUUAUAUAAACAUGAAAAUGGUUUAAUGUGGAAUGAAUUAAUUAAAGGUGAUACUGGUGGGAAGUGUUUACCUAAUGAAACUUUGGCUGCUGAAAUCCAGUCCAGGUUAGCACAUUUGUGUACAGAUCAGGCAAAUAGCAAACAAGGACAACCUUGUCUGGGAUUUAAUGCUGAACAACUUGAAGAAUGUGAUCUUGAAGGAAAAGAUAAUCUCCUACAAAGAAUUGAUCUUAUUACACAGGAAAAUACUCAUUUAGCUAUGCUUGGAGCAAGCAAUCAUGUAUUGUUUACAUACAAAACAAUAUCUGGACAAGCAAUAUGUUUGAGACAUGACAAUGAUGGUUGCUUAUGGAUAACUGGCAAAGUAGAUGAGAUGAAGUGGAAUAUGAAACAUCACUAUACCUUUCCUGGUUUUGGUUAUGUUGAAGCAAGUAAAAGCAAUAAAAAAUUUUGUGUUUCUCCUGCUGAUGGUUUAUAUGUAGCUAUACUUGAGCACACAAGAUACAUAUUCCUUUAUAAAAGACCUGAAUCAAAUAUUCAAGUUGAGAAACAAUGGAUUGUAGAUUUAGGUACUGAAACUUGUCCUAUUAUGGGAGCAGUCGCCAUAAACAAAUAUUUAAUUAUACUUACUAGAAACAAAUUAUAUCGAUUAAAUAUUUGUUUUUAACAUUAGGUAUAUUCGUUUUUGUGAUGACAUACAGACAGUUCAUAUGAAUUUAACCAUUCAUGAUGUUAGAAUUAUCAAUUACUUAUAUACAAUACCACAUGUUAUUUGCAAAUGUAUACAUAUAUUUG
Molecule: messenger RNA, 1784 nt
Organism: Eufriesea mexicana
Lineage: Eukaryota; Metazoa; Arthropoda; Insecta; Hymenoptera; Apidae
Product: nudC domain-containing protein 1
Exons: 4
Coding region: 1-1656 (551 amino acids)
Source: RefSeq, a predicted model, not a curated record